UUCCAUACUUGGUAUCUUCCUUAUGUAAGGUCACAGCGAAGAUAGAAAAGGGAGUCUAGCGGUGGAAGGACGAAGGAAAAGUGCCAAAAUCUGACGUUUUCCGACAUUCGUCGCCUUUUACAGAGAUUUGAGACCAUGGCCUCGCUCUGUAAGUUUCAGGCGGUGGCGUGCAGGGCACGGUUAGGUGGCCUCAUGUCUAAACAAGCUGCAGCUUCUUCAGUCAGCAUCAGGCACAACUCCACUGAAGAGGCACCUGCCAAGGUAUACGGCCCUCUGAGUGAUGAAGACCGCAUUUUCACCAACCUGUACGGUCGGCAUGACUGGAAACUCAAAGGAGCGCUGGCAAGGGGUGAUUACUACAAGACAAAGGAGAUCAUCCUGAAGGGUCAUGACUGGAUCCUGAAGGAGAUCGUAAAGUCAGGUCUACGUGGUCGAGGCGGUGCGGGCUUCCCUACAGGGAUGAAGUGGGGCUUCAUGAACAAACCCAGCGAUGGCAGACCGAAGUACCUGGUAGUGAACGCUGACGAGGGCGAGCCGGGGACGUGUAAGGACCGCGAGAUCAUGCGCCACGACCCGCACAAGCUCGUGGAGGGAUGUCUAGUGGCCGGAGCGGCCAUGGGCGCCAGGGCUGCAUAUAUCUACAUCCGUGGUGAGUUCUACAAUGAAGGCACCAAUCUGAUGGUCGCUAUUCAAGAGGCUUACAAGGCAGGGUUGAUCGGCAAGAAUGCCUGUGGUUCUGGCUAUGACUUUGACAUCUACGUCCACCGUGGAGCUGGGGCCUACAUCUGUGGAGAAGAAACAUCGCUGAUUGAGAGCCUUGAAGGCAAGGCUGGGAAACCCCGUCUCAAGCCACCAUUCCCUGCCGACAUUGGUGUGUUUGGCUGUCCGACAACUGUGGCCAACGUGGAAACUGUUGCUGUAGCACCUACCAUAUGCCGUCGUGGUGGAGACUGGUUUGUUGGUAUGGGCCGUACGAGGAACUCUGGUACUAAGCUGUUCAACAUCUCCGGCCAUGUGAACAACCCGUGUACUGUGGAGGAGGAGAUGUCCAUCCCCCUGAAGGAACUGAUCGAGCGCCACGCAGGGGGGGUGAUCGGAGGCUGGGACAACCUGCUGGCCGUCAUCCCAGGGGGGUCCUCCACCCCCCUCAUCCCCAAACAUGUCUGUGAUGACGUGAUGAUGGACUUUGACGCGCUGGUCCAGGCGCAGACCGGCCUCGGCACGGCCGCCCUCAUCGUGUUUAACAAGCAGGCGGACCUCGUGAAGGGCAUAGCGCGCCUCAUCGAGUUCUACAAACACGAGAGCUGCGGACAGUGCACGCCGUGUCGUGAGGGCACAGGCUGGAUGACUAAGAUCAUGUACAGAUUUGUGGAAGGCAAUGCCCGUCCUGACGAGAUCGACAUGCUGUAUGAACUCAGCAAGCAGAUUGAGGGACACACCAUUUGUGCUCUGGGGGAUGGAGCAGCCUGGCCUGUACAGGGCUUGAUUCGCCACUUCCGUCCUGAAUUAGAGGCUCGGAUGGAAGCUUACCACAAGAAGAAACAAGCUGCCUCUGCUUAACCCUGCAUUUAAAACAUAGCCCAGUAACUCAUACUUAACAGUGUUAUACUGUCAGCUUAUAAUGUGAACAUAAUUAUACAUACAUGGUAAGACACAAUUCUUCUGGAAGUAGAACCUUUAUUGUAUGAAACGUUGCUUCUAUUUGAAUCAAAUUAGGUUUGUCUUUUAUGAUCCACCCCAAGAUUACAAUACAUACUUACAUGUACUAUACAUGUAUUGUAUAGAAUCUGAAUGAAUAUAUGCUGUACAGGAGUGAAGUAUGAAAUAUUAAACUACAGUCCAUUUACUUAUUUCAACACCUAUCUUCCUGAAUUGGAGUCGUACAAAAAUCUUGCAGACUUGGCUUUUUUUAAAAAAGAACAGAAUUUGCAUUUUCGUUUGUGUACUACAGUAACUGUUACACAUAGCUACCAGUAAAAUUUUUGACACAAGAUGCUUCUGUACUUUUUCUGUGUGAACAAGUGAAUAAACUACAUAAUACU
Molecule: messenger RNA, 2042 nt
Organism: Branchiostoma belcheri (Belcher's lancelet)
Lineage: Eukaryota; Metazoa; Chordata; Leptocardii; Amphioxiformes; Branchiostomatidae
Product: NADH dehydrogenase [ubiquinone] flavoprotein 1, mitochondrial-like
Exons: 14
Coding region: 136-1560 (474 amino acids)
Biological process (GO): mitochondrial electron transport, NADH to ubiquinone
Molecular function (GO): 4 iron, 4 sulfur cluster binding; NADH dehydrogenase (ubiquinone) activity; NAD binding
Source: RefSeq, a predicted model, not a curated record